This is a messenger RNA of Cercopithifilaria johnstoni, 1029 nucleotides long. Lineage: Eukaryota; Metazoa; Nematoda; Chromadorea; Rhabditida; Onchocercidae. The record is from the annotation of a GenBank genome assembly.
AUGCAAUGUGCUAUAGCCUUUUAUCAUAUAUCUCCGGAGAAGCUCAUUAAUUUAUCAAUGGAAGCAUGCUCAUAUGAAAAGCAAUCACUCAAUGAUAAUGUUAUGGUUUUAUUUCCUGAAACAGUCCGAUCUUGCGGAUCAUUUCAAACUAAUAAGAGGCAAAAUGACUACGACAAUGAUUUAAGGCAUGUUACCAGUCUGGAGCCUACUGUGCAAAUUAUUUGGCAUGAAAUGGGUGAUCCAAAUACGUGUGAAUUGGGAUAUAAGGGUUAUCAAAAAAACUAUCGAAUAUCACCCGAUCUGGGAUAUUAUAUUGGAUGCCAAAAAGCUCUUUCACACUAUAUAUCACAAUUAGCAAUCCGAAAGACACCAAUUUGGAAUACCAGUAAUCCGAACUGUCCGCUAAAAAGUUUACCCAAAAAUUAUGAGGGUUAUCUGGCAUGUGAUUUCAUAGAUGGCAAAUGGUAUGAAGUAAUUUUCAAGAGCAUGAUACGUUACGAAACUUAUCAUAAGAAAGUUUACAGAACUUUCUGGUCCAAUUAUUCCAAUAUUCUUUUGAUUCAGCCCAGUUUUUUGAUCAAAACCAAAUACACAGAAGUAGACUGGCUUCCAAAACUUAUUUCAUUGAAAAUCAGGUCAACAAGUUGCGACGAUGCUGAAUUUUCGUUAAAUAUAAAUUCGAAUUGGUCGCAACCAAUUUCAUUCGUCAUUCAUUAUCGCAUUCGUCUCGAUAAUCAUGUACAUUAUGUGAGUUUGAUAGCAAAUCGUACAGUGAAUGAUUGGAUGACCGAUACAUUUGUUUUGAUUCCAUCGAAUGCAAUUCAUGAAAUUUGUUACCAGAUGAGCUGGGAAUCGUACGAACAUCAUUUUCAGAAUUGUGUUCCGUUCCAAAUCGAUCAGAAAUGCUUCGAAAGCAAUGAUGCUUCGAAGCAUUUGUCCGUGAAUAGAAAUAUCUUUGUGAUAAUGGUCGUUGUGAAUUUUACUCUGACUUAUUUAUUAGAAGAAAUUUUCCUUGUUCAUCCAGUAUAG